This is a messenger RNA of Paramecium octaurelia, 371 nucleotides long. Lineage: Eukaryota; Ciliophora; Oligohymenophorea; Peniculida; Parameciidae. The record is from the annotation of a GenBank genome assembly.
GUACUUUCUUCCGAUCUGUAACAAUUUCUAUUGUUUCAAUAGCAUCUUGAAGAAUCUCCCAAUCAACCCUGUGUACUCUGGUUCUCCAGGCUUGAGAACAGCCUUCUCUUCGAUAGAGAUGGAAUGACUGGUUCCUUCUUCUUCGAAAACUCCCAAGAGCAAGCCCAUGGUCGAAGCUCUCACUGGCGAAUAGAGGAUUUAGUUGUUGGUGAUGAAGACUUUGAGGUUCUCUUGGAGACCGGCCUUGGCAAUCUUGAAGAUUUCUCUCCAUUUGGCAAUCUACUGUUCUGGAGAUAGGAAGGGUUAAAAUGACAACUAGGGGAGAAUUAAGGGGGAUUGAGUACUUGAUAUCUGUAGAUGUGACUGUUGGG